This is a messenger RNA of Lepisosteus oculatus (spotted gar), 1728 nucleotides long. NCBI's taxonomy places the organism in Eukaryota, Metazoa, Chordata, Actinopteri, Semionotiformes, Lepisosteidae. The record is from RefSeq and is a predicted model, not a curated record.
GAAAAAAAUAUAUUAAACGCAUUAUGGUCAUAAGCUGUAGAAGGCAGCUUCUUGCGACUGGCCUCAAAAUAUAAAUGGCCUCAAAAUGUUUUAGAACUUUUUAAAAGCAUCAUGUAAUAACGAAAGGUCUCGAUAGUCAGUUUGUGAAUCGAAUCUGAAAGAGCCAACUUUCCUUUUGAGUAUGAGAAUGGUGCUAAGUGACUGUUAUUCACUAUCUCGUCUUCAUUAAACGGUAUACCACCUGAAGAGUCGGGGGCCUUUGGUUCUGAAAAAAAAAACAUUAAAUGUGUGAGCAGAGCUCUGGACUCAAUGGGGAGAAAUGUGUUGAUCGUUCUGCUCUUGAUCAGAUGUCCCUCCUUUUAUACAGCUCUUUUCACUGUGGAUAUGACUGAGUCUUCCUUUCUGGCUGAGUUUAGGGGGAACGUCACUAUGGAGUGUCGAUUCCCUACAGGGGGUGGCGAGACCCUGUCCAGCCUCAGAGUCUACUGGCACCGCAUCCUGCCUGAGCCUCUCCUGGAAGUGUACAAGCUGGAGAGCGGUAAGGAGGACCUAAGCACCCAGCACCACAGGUAUAAAGGCAGAGUGAACCUGCAGAAGGACAGGCUGAAGCAGGGCCAGGCUGUCCUACAGAUGUCCAAUCUCAGCAUCUCUGACUCUGGGAAGUACAGGUGCAUUGUUGAACAGGGAGGAGCUGACUAUAAAGAGGCCACCCUCAAUGUGAGAGCCCCAUACAGGAAUAUAAAGACAGCAGUUACAGGGAAAUGCCAAGGGCCAAAAGGCCACCUGGAGCUCAGCUGUGAAGCAGAAGGAUUUCCUUUGGCUGAUGUGCAGUGGACAGAUAUGUCAGGCCAUUCCUUCAACACUACAACAACUACCCACAAAAAGAACGAAGAAGGCCUGUUUAUUGUGAAAAGCUACUUCAAGGUUAAGGCAGGAUGCGGAGACAUCUACAAUUGUACCUUCAAAAGCGGUACAACAAAUGAGGAGACAUCAGCUUCCCUCCUUUUUAUGGCUCUAGAAGUCACGUCAACUAAAAAAAAACAUUUUCAAGAUGUGGAAAGAUGCUUAGAAGCAAAUGGACACUUAAGUCUACUCCUCCAUCAAAGAAGCCUAAAGAUUUGGUCUCUACCAGGAGUAGAUAAGUUUCUAAUCUUUUUUUCUCUUUUCAUCCAUCUAAUUUGCACUUACUGAAGAAAGAAAAUAGAUUUACAGAUUUGAUAGAUUUAUUUAUUGCCUUCAGACAGGUUGCUACCUACACUCAGUAAAAGGCAUCCCUGUCAUUUAAGGUCUCAUCCAUCCUUUUUUUCUGCUUCAACCCCUGAACGAUCAAAUAUUGACAUUUUACCUAUGUAAGGUCUUAUUACUGAGAACACUGAUUAAACUCUGAAUCCUUUAUCCAUAAAACUCUGUUUAAAACUGUAAUCAAAUGUAAUAAAUAUUAAUUUUCAUUCCUCAUAUUUCAUGCCAUCAAUCAAGAGUGUAAAUUGAUCAUGUCAUUUAAAAAACAUUUCAAAAGUAAAGCUUUGCUCUGUUGAAGAAAAAUGACAAACUGCAAACUUCAGGUUUAUGAGCAUACUGUAGUUUGGUUGAGACCAAAGUAUAGUGUAUUCCCCAAUCACUGUUGCCUUUUUCAGAUAUGAACAUGACUUUGGAAACUAUUGGAGCACACACAUCUUUGGAGUUGGUGGUGCCUUUGAUUGUGGGAUUAGUUCUUCUGCUGCUUUUAUG